CCUCCCACCCCGUCUGCACUACAUAUUCGGCUCAGGCCCUCCCCCCAACCUCCCAUUCCCUUCCCUCUUUUCCCCCCAUUUCUUCACUUUCCCAGGCACCAAACCCCCCAAAUCCCAACCGCCCUUCCCUCCCAACGUUGCGCCACUUUGCGAGUGCCAGAAAAAAAAAAAAACCUCCACCAAACACCAGCACACCUUUUCUGCUUCUCGCCAUCGUCGCGUCAGAGCAGCACUUGAUUUACAGCGCCCAUCGGCCCUAAAUCCUCUCUACCUCACCACAACCACCAAAAACACAACCAUCACAAUGCCUCGCCCCUCAAAGAAGGCCCUCGCCGCCACCCCCAGCGCUCCCGUCGCUGCCGUUCCUGUCGCGCCUGCUCAGCCCGUGCAGCCCCUCCAGAUCCCCCAAAGACACAUUGAUGUCGAGGGUUUCAUUCGCGUCCGCGACUCGGUUCACCAGCGCCUCAUCACUAUCCUGGAGUUGAUCAAGAACUUCUCCGAGGACUACUACCGCCAGACCAGCCUGCUUCUCGGCGAGUCUGCACACGAGGCCAUCCCGGGCAUUGACCACCCUCUGAACACCUUGGAGCAUGCUGCCCAGAGCAUCGCUCCCCUGGCCCUUGGUCUCCAGCCCGGCGUUGCCUACCACCCUGCCCCUGUUGAGGAGAAGAAGGAGCGCAAGAAGCGCACCCACGACCCCAAUGCUCCCAAGCGCCCCCUGACCCCCUACUUCCUGUACAUGCAGACCGCCCGUCCCAUCAUUGCCAACGACCUCGGUGAUGCCGCUCCCAAGGGUGCUGUUCAGGAAGAGGGCCAGCGUCGCUGGAAGGCCAUGAACCUUCAGGAGAAGGCCGGCUGGAACAACGCCUACCAGUAUAACCUCCGCCUCUACCAGGCUCGUGUUCACUCCUACAAGCAGGGUGGCAACCUUGAGGCCAGAAACAUGGACGACGAUUCCGCUCUCAAGUAUGCCGAGGAGCACAACAUCCAGAUCAACCCUGUUGAUGUUGUCCCCGAUGUUGAGGAUGCCAUCGCCGAGCAGCUCAACCAGGCCAACACCGUCGAUGCUCCUGGUGAAGAGGAAGAGGAGGAGGAAGUCCCUGCCCCCGUCAAGACCCCCAAGAAGCCCGCCUCUACCCGCAAGCGCAAGACUGCCACUCCUGCUGCUGAGCCCGAGGCCAAGGCUGCCGCCACUCCCGCGAGCCCUGACAAGAAGCGUCGCCGCACAUCCACCAAGGCCGCUGACGCCACCGAGUCAGCGGAGCCUGCCAAGAAGAGCAGAGCGAAGAAGGGCAAGAACUAA
This is a messenger RNA of Colletotrichum acutatum, 1303 nucleotides long. Its product is annotated as HMG box protein. The record is from RefSeq and is a predicted model, not a curated record. Gene Ontology annotation, molecular function: DNA binding, bending. Bases 305 to 1303 code for a protein of 332 amino acids. Lineage: Eukaryota; Fungi; Ascomycota; Sordariomycetes; Glomerellales; Glomerellaceae. The transcript has 2 exons.